AUGGUCCGUGUCUACAGUUAUAUUCUUCGAUGUGACUCGUGCGGCAACUACGGUCCCUUUGGCUGGCUGUAUCGUUGCUCCCAAGAUCAGGAGGAGAUCCUGCGCGAUUCUAUACUUAGCGGAGACGAGAGAAAGGUCACCUUUGAUGAUUUGGGAAAGCAGCUCGUCACAGUCGUCCAGCCGAGGGACCGCGGUCCUGAGAAACGGUCUGGAAACGCCGCCUGCUUUCUCGAGGAGAUGCCCGCAAGGGACAUCACCACCACCUACACUAGCGACCAGCUUCUCACCAUCUUCAACCAACGCAAACACCUUGGAGACAUUCUCCGUCGAGAGUCGUUCCGGAAGAAAUCGAACCCUACUGAAGAACACGACGGUGCUCGUCAGUGGAGUGCCUAUGACCUGGAUGAUAUACUGGGCCGCAACGUAUCGACACCCUGGGUUCCUAAUGCCAAAGACGAGUGUCAAUACAAGAUUUGCCCCUAUUGCCGUCCUGGUGGAGCGGAUCGAGCAUACAUUAGUCUAGAUGGUGUCGCAGAGGGUAGCAUUCCUGCUACGGCAGCCACCGGAUAUGGAUUCCAUCUAUUUCGUCAGAGACCCGUCUGCAGCUCCAGUCUGAUUGCAAAUUUAGGCCUACGAUCAGCUUCGGCGUCAACGGAGACCUCUGCGUCUGCUUCCUUCGGUACAUCGUCGGGCGCGAGCAAUAACGUUGUUGUCGACGAACGUCUGGCGAGCCAGCUGGCUUCACAGCUUAAUCUUCUCGGGAUGGCCCAUGACACAAGGCCUAUGUCACCCUACCCUCUCCUUCACGCCCAGUUGCCCCGAUCACCAGGCUCCCCAAACCUCGCCGCCCAGGCCGCAUUCCAUCAGGAGACGGGCGAGGGCGAGUCGUCCUGGCAGGAUACUACAGCCUCAACUGUGAGCCUGCCGGCUGCCGUAAAUGUCCAGCUUGGUGAAGAUUCCACAGAAAUGGAGGAGCACGAAAACGAAGAGGGCAAAUUUCUCGCACAGCCUCUAGAGGUUGCGCGCGGAGUGGCUGUCUUGGAGGAAAGCGUUGAGAGGCAUGCGCCGGAUCUUGUUACCCAGGUUUGA
Messenger RNA from Colletotrichum spaethianum, 1089 nucleotides. RefSeq lists its product as uncharacterized. Bases 1 to 1089 code for a protein of 362 amino acids. The record is from RefSeq and is a predicted model, not a curated record. The transcript has 4 exons. Lineage: Eukaryota; Fungi; Ascomycota; Sordariomycetes; Glomerellales; Glomerellaceae.